This is a messenger RNA of Anopheles aquasalis, 3076 nucleotides long. RefSeq names its product aristaless related homeobox (gene al). The record is from RefSeq and is a predicted model, not a curated record. Gene Ontology annotation, molecular function: DNA-binding transcription factor activity, RNA polymerase II-specific; RNA polymerase II transcription regulatory region sequence-specific DNA binding. Gene Ontology annotation, biological process: regulation of transcription by RNA polymerase II. NCBI's taxonomy places the organism in Eukaryota, Metazoa, Arthropoda, Insecta, Diptera, Culicidae.
GGUUCGGAGUUCGCAAAGAACGCUAGCAGCAGCAGCAGCAGCAGCAGCAGCAGCAGCAACAGGACGGUAGCAGGAGAUCUUCUUCCAGUGUUUGCGGGUGCGCGGUGUGCGCGUAAGACCGGUUCAAAAUUUACAACAUCGCACGGCUCGUCAACCUAGACCAGCCCAGUCGACCAAUGGGCGUAUCGGACGAGGGUAAGCUGCUGGAGGACAUACCGCAGGAGGCCCGGCCACCGCAGGGUAGCCCGCUCGAGCGCAGUGCCAGCAGCACCGGCCAUCUGAUGGGUAGCAGCGGGGGCGACCCGAACAGUCCACACUCCGAUCCGCACAGUGACGAUGGGGGUGAUGAUUUUGCGCCCAAGCGGAAACAGCGGCGGUACCGGACCACCUUCACCAGCUUCCAGCUCGAGGAGCUCGAGAAAGCGUUCUCGCGCACACACUAUCCGGACGUCUUUACGAGGGAAGAGCUAGCGAUGAAAAUAGGGCUCACCGAGGCACGGAUACAGGUUUGGUUCCAGAAUCGGCGAGCGAAAUGGCGCAAACAGGAGAAGGUCGGACCGCAGGGACAUCCGUACAAUCCGUACCUGUCCGGGGCGGCCCAGGGCGUACCGUCGGCAACCGUGGUCGCUCCCUCCCUCCCACCGAACCCCUUCAGCCAUCUUGGCUUCAACCUCCGGAAACCGUUCGAUGCGGCGAGUUUGGCCGCGUUCCGCUAUCCAUCGCUCGGUGCAACGCACAUGCUACCGUCGGCGUACUUUAACCAGUUCCACCGUACCUCACCGUUUUCGUCUUUCGUCGACGAAUUUUGCAGAGCACCGCCACCGCCGUUGCUGCCACCGGGCGUUGGACCACUGUACGCACCGUCCACCUCCUUCCAGACGCUGCUGGCCAACAUAUCGGCCGCUCAGCGUCACGCACCACCCCCCGGACCACCGCCCGGCGCACUACCAUCGAAACCAUCGCCAAUCGGAGCGUCGGAUUAUCUUGGGGUAGCGCCGCAGUUGCCACCACCACCACCGGGGCAGCCGGCCAGCGGUGGUGGUGGUGGUCCAGGAGGUGUACCACCAGCAUCACCACCCAUCUCACCGACCGCCCUACCACCAGUGCCCGGUGUUCAGCCACAUCCCGGACUGUCCGGACCGCCGGUCGGAUCAUCGUCACCACCGCAAGCCGCCGAUCGUCGUAGUUCUUCCAUCGCUGCGUUGCGUUUGAAGGCACGGGAACAUGAGUUGCGCCUUGAGAUGAUGCGUCAGAAUGGCCACAGUGAUAUCCUUAGCUAAGUCAAUGCGGGGCCGGACCCUUUUCCUUCCUUAGUGGGCCAGAGAGCCCUUCGUUCGUGAAGCAAUAGUGUGUCGGCAAAGGAACGAUCCAUCCGGUUAUAAACGAUUCGAUAAGCUACUCUCCCUAUCGAUCGCCACUCUUUCUCUCUCUCUCUCUCUUCUGUUUCUCGUGUUUUGAUUCAUAUUUCUGUGGUUAUAAUUAUUAAUCCACCACCACCACUGACCACCAACCACCGGCCAUCAAAAUCCUUUGUGGUGUUGCUGCUUGGCCACCGUGGAAGUGAAUUGGAUCCCCUCGCUCUCUCCUUCCCUCUCUUUUCCCUCUUUUCACAAACCGAAAACGGUCUGCGUGUCGUCGGGCCGUCGUAGCGUGUCUGCCGGAGCGUCGCCCCGUGAAAAGGUCAGCAAAUGUUGGUCAAAUUGCCGUGAAUUGCAUCAUGCAACGUCGUCCACUCGACACGUUCCACUCCCCCCGGACUGGCUGGUCCGCUGGCUGGCGCCGACUAAUCAAAAGAAUCGAGAAGUCGGGAAUGAAUGAAAUCCUAGAUGGUCGUCGCCGUCGCCUUAAUCAAAACCACUUACCGUCGCCCUUAUUUGUGCCGUGAUGUGCCGCUCAUCAUUAUGGCAUCCCCUGGCGUACCUGGUGAUUACACCCAUUAUCACCAUGCGAUGCAUGCGAGAAUGGCCUGCAAGGCAUUCAGGGGGGGGGGGGGGUGCAGCAGCGACGGCAGCGCAAGGCGUUGAUCGACAAAUGAUUUCCCUGCCAAAAACGCGAGGAAACCCCGUCUCGGAGUAUCGCUUCGGGGGGAAAUAUGGCUCCCGGUUUUCCGCAUUGAUGAGCGAUCUAGCGGCGGCGGUCGAAGCUGACGAGCUGACGAGGACUACCGACGACCGGAGCCCAGCGGCGGUCUCGGGCUUCCGGUAGCCCAGCAUUUAUCCAGUCCAGUCCUCGGACAGGCUCUAAUUAGUGGCCAACCGACCAGCGGACCAUCCUAAUGCUGACGGUGUUUGUGAGAGCAGAGGGAGAGAGAGAGAGAGAGAAAAAGAGAGUGCGAGAGAGAGAGAGAGAGAGAGAGAGAGAGAGGGACCCAGGAAGAGAGCAUUUUGAAUGCUGGAGGCAACUCUACAAAAAAUGUGUAUCAUAUCACAGCGCGUCUUAUGCAGAACUAGAAUAAGUAAAUGAAAGACACAAACACAAAUACGUCCCCCGUAGGUGAUGAAGAUCGCAAGGAAGAACGUUAGAAAUAGUAGUAGCAAUAACAGUGUAACGCAAACUCUAAUUCAACUCCACGUGUUAGGGAGAGAGCGAUACUUUUGUAAAAAGAUUCGGUUUAUUAUUUGUUAUAAAAAGCGAAGGAAUGCGAUGCGGUUCCACAAAUCCACUUCCACAAAACUACGAGUGAGUCUUGCGCGUGAGUCGUUCCUCUAUCAAUAAACCUACCCCUUAUCAGUUUAGUAAAAAGAGGGGGAGGGAGAGAGAGAGGAAGAGAGUGUGCGUGAAACGUAAAGCAGGACGAGGCAGAUAGAGCAACCUAUAAUUUAGUGAGCAAUGUAUACGGAUUCCAAGAGUGAAAUCGAUAUUUCUGCAGCAGAAAUAAGCAGCUACUUAAAGUAUCGAUCGUGUUUCGUGUGUAUAAAGCGUGUGUGCGUGCGUGCGUGCGUGCGUGCGUGUGUAAAGGAGCCUUCUGGCGGUUCGAGGUCGAGCCUUAGGUUAAAGAAAUACCCCUAUAAGUUGUUUUUGAUUGCUGACAAAAUAAAAUUAUUUAAAGAACGCACAAGUGCAAACCAGCCCCGUA